Molecule: messenger RNA, 795 nt
Organism: Opisthocomus hoazin
Lineage: Eukaryota; Metazoa; Chordata; Aves; Opisthocomiformes; Opisthocomidae
Source: RefSeq, a predicted model, not a curated record
AUGGAGCCGGGGCUCGACCCCAGGGUCCGCAGUCGGGCUGCAGCACAGGGGGUGCAGAGCCACAUCCUCCCUCCUGUCAGUGGGAAGGGCAGGAGACGCGGGGCGCGGUUCACGGCGGACUGCCAGUUCCGGGAGCGCUUCCAGGAGAACAGCUACAACACCUACGCCUCGGCCGUGCACCGCAGCCCGCGCUCAGGGCGCCAGUGGAGAAAAAUGAGUGUUGUUAAAUUAGCUGCUACACGUGUUUUUGUCAGCUGGUUUGGCCCUUGUGGCAUCGGCGACAGGGUGGAGCGGAGCACAAUCGGUGCAUGUGCUUCCUUUGUAGGCCGUGCUCUGCACGCUGUGCGCCAAGACCAGCGUCCCGAGGGCUGCCCGCGGCAGUCCUCCGGGCCGGAGUCACCGCAGCGGAGUGCGAGCCGAACACGGUCCAUAAUCUUCAUUUGUGACCAAAGUUCUCAUCGCUAGGAGGUGUCUGCAUACAUUGACUAUGCACAGAGACUGACAACAGAUGAUUUUGAAGUCUGCUUCAGUGGGAAGAAAAGACUUUUCCCUCGGAACACUGAUCUGAGCUUUUACAACUGGAAUAGAAAUGUCAACACUUCAAAUUCCAGCCCAAAUUACCAAGUGAUUGCAGAAGAUGCCUCUGGACUACUCUUCAAGAACAAAAGCGAUAGGAAAAUAAUAAAUGUGGAUCCCAAGGCCUACCCAGGAGACAACACAACACAGACGCCUGUUGAAACAGAUCUCUAUCUCCAUGUUGUUAUCUAUGACCAUAUCAUCAGAAGAGGGACCUAA